This is a messenger RNA of Pocillopora damicornis (cauliflower coral), 690 nucleotides long. Its product is annotated as adenosine receptor A2a-like. Gene Ontology annotation, biological process: G protein-coupled receptor signaling pathway. The record is from RefSeq and is a predicted model, not a curated record. Gene Ontology annotation, cellular component: membrane. Lineage: Eukaryota; Metazoa; Cnidaria; Anthozoa; Scleractinia; Pocilloporidae. Gene Ontology annotation, molecular function: G protein-coupled receptor activity.
AUGAAAUAUAGCUCAAAUACAGGACUUGAUAAAUCGAUUUUUUGUUACACCCUUUGGAUCCUUGUUAUUAUCGCGGCUUUUGCGUUUAGGGGUGUAUCCUUGUCAACAACGACAGCAAUUAGUGUGGACAGACUUCUUGCUUUAUUGCUUGGACUGAGAUACAGGCAGGUGGUAACUGUGAGGCGAGUAAAAUUCCUUACAGUUUUUCUCUGGUUUUUAGGCGCUUCUGUGGCAAUAGUAGCAUUAUAUAGUCUACAUCUUGCUUUUCGCAUAGCCUUUGCUGCAAUUUUAUCUUGCACAGUAACCUCUUCAUUUUGCUACAUCAGAAUUUACUACAAACUUCGUCUUUCUCAAGCACAAGUGCAAGACCAAGGUCACCAAGGACAACCAAGUCAAGUAGGAAUUCAAGUGAACAGAGUUCGAUACAAAAAGACAGUGUCCACAGCACUUUGGGUUCAAGUACUAUUUUUGGCUUGUCAUCUCCCAUUUGGUUUAUUGUUAGGUUUUAUUACCAUCACUGGAUUGAAUACACCAUUCCUUUGGUUUGCUUUGGCUCUAACAGCGAGUCUGAUGUUUAUCUACGCAACUCUGAACCCAUUGCUUUAUUGCUGGAGGAUGAGAGAAUUAAGGCAAGCAGUAAAGGACAUGAUAAAAGACUUUUGUUGCUUAUCGCAGCACGAAGCAACUUAA